AUGCUCCGAAACAUGCUGCAGAUAGCCGUUAUUGCUGCGUUGUUGGUUAUUUCUACAGAAGCAUACACUCGAGCGGAGCUCAGGGCCUGUGUUGUUGGUCACAGUCUCAUCCCACUCAUGGGAAAAUAUCGGGUCUGUUGUACCUACCCGGAGUGGAUGUGUGGCUCAAAAAUGGCUUAUGGUUCCGGUGCAACAUGGAGCGAGGCUGCAGAGACCGCCGGCAAAUCAAACGGAGUUAACUGGUUCUGUAGGCUUUUCGCCACCUGUGAGGGUGUUGAGAGCAUCAUGGGUUAG
Messenger RNA from Dibothriocephalus latus, 294 nucleotides. Lineage: Eukaryota; Metazoa; Platyhelminthes; Cestoda; Diphyllobothriidea; Diphyllobothriidae. The record is from the annotation of a GenBank genome assembly.